This is a messenger RNA of Salpingoeca rosetta, 1695 nucleotides long. RefSeq lists its product as uncharacterized. The transcript is spliced from 9 exons. The record is from RefSeq and is a predicted model, not a curated record. The coding region runs from base 56 to 1543 and encodes 495 amino acids. NCBI's taxonomy places the organism in Eukaryota, Choanoflagellata, Craspedida, Salpingoecidae.
CGUACAUACUGAUUUCAGUCGGUUCAAAGAAUACCAACAACAACAACAAACGGCGAUGGAGCUGCUGCAGACGAUCCGCGACUUGUGGGGAGUUGAUGAUGAAGGACGCUGGGCAGAUGUGCUGCAGCAACACUUUGUGGAGACGGAGGCUGGGGACGAUCUCAUCUUCUUCGUUCCACGGAACUUGGAACUGUCCGGGAGCAAAGACAAGGAUCAAGCCCAGCUGAAAGUGUACAGGCGCGGUGGAACCCGCCCACUUCCAAAGCGUGGCUGCAGUGAAAUUAACUGGAAGGAAACCGUCUGCCUGAACACGCUGAUGCAAGCAGUGUCCUUUGAGCUGACAACAGCACUGUGCAAGGAAACAGAAGCUCGAACACUUCGGCCUGUCCAGUCGAGUGCAAAGGAGGUGUACGCAUCCCCAAGCUAUCGCAGCAUGGAUGUCAAGGGAAGCGGAGAUGUCAUCACCUACCCUGAUCUCUUCUUCACAGUGGACGACUUUGAUGCGUUCUUCGAGAAGUACAAGGUCCACCCCUCGCAAACAUUCACGCUCGAGCUCACCGCACGCAUCGGCGACUUUGAGACAAUUCUGUUCACGGGAAGCAUCGCCCACUCCACCGCGUCUCCGUCCAACGGUCUCGUUGCAGAGUACAUGUCCCACGCACGCGACCGGCGGAAGGGCGGCGCGUACUCGUGGAUCAGCAGAAACCAGGACGACCUCGUCUUCUUCAACAUCAAGGCCCCAACAGGGGCUGCCGGGUAUGUGGAGAUGGCAAUUGCAGUGGCUGAGGAGGACCAGCAGAAGCUGCGUCGACCAACAUCAUCGUCGUCGUCAUCGUCCCGACGGCCAUCAGGAAAGACGACGACGACAACAACAACAACAGCGACAACGACAACGGCAUCACGGUCUGGGUCUGUAUCGCAGCGCGGCGGCUUCUUUGCGUCCUUGUGGCAAAGCUCAACCGUGAAGCAGCUCACGCAGACGGUGCGCUCUGGGCUUGGGCUUGGGUACGACCGGGAGACCCUUCGUCGUGUGCACUUCAACACAUAUGUGACGUACAUCUCGCUCAAGUGGUCGGAAGUGAUGGAGGCCCUACUUGGUGCACCGCGCGUGCCGCGUCUUGCCCGCUUGCACGAACGCCUUGAGGAGAGAGCACGACAGCGAUCGCUCAAGCAACAACAGCAACGGCAGCAACAUGGUGGUGGUAGUGGGGGUCGGGUGAAGAGCAGCGGAACAGCUGGCAGUCAUGGGACGAGCGAGGCAAGUAAGCGCGGUGGUGAUGGUGGUGGUGGUGGUGAUGGUGGUGGUGGUCAUGAUAAUAAUGAUGUUGCAACCACAACUGCAGUGAAGACGACAACGGCAGCAACAUCCACAGCAGCCAACACGGCGUCCAGGGCGACGGAGCAGGACAGAGAUCGUGCGUACGCAAAGAAGGUGGCGCAGCUCACGCGCUCCUCGUCAUCCACACACUCGGCGCCAGGUCACAAAGACAGUGGUGAAGGUGAUGGUGACGAUGGUGAUGAAGGCAAGCAAGCGGCUUCGUGAUGGUGAUGUUGUGUUUGCGUUGCUGUGUGCGUUGUUGUGGCUGGUUUUCUUAGAGGUUAGCCCCCCCCCCUUGUUACAUUGCUUCUGCUGCUGGAUUGUUCGUUGUUUGACCCCGUUGAUGUUUCGCAAUUUACAACACUUCGUUGACCAUG